CAUAUAUAUAGAGAGCAUUGAAGUAGCAUUGAACCACACACACUCACGUACAACUCAUAAGUAGAGAAAGAGAGAGCAAAGAAUUUAAUAAUGGAAUGGAGGAAAUAUUAUCUGGAUAUGAUGCUUGUACCAUUAGGAUAUCUGGUAACCGUUGCUUAUCAUGCUUGGUUGUGGCAUAAGACUCGCACACAGCCUUUUUCCACCACACUUGGAAUCAAUGCUCAUGCUCGACGCUUCUGGGUUCCUGCCAUGUUGAAGGACAUUGAAAAGAAGAACAUCCUAGUAGCUCAAAGUCUUCGGAAUCUGAUCAUGGGAUCAACCCUUAUGGCCACCACAGCCAUUCUCCUCUCAGCAGGCUUGGCAGCAAUCAUAAGCAGCACUUACAGUGUGAAAAAGCCUCUUGAUGAUACCAUCUAUGGUGCUCAUAGCGAAUUUAUGGUAUCACUCAAAUAUGUGACACUCCUCACCACAUUCUUGUUCUCAUUUUUCUGCCACAGUCUUUCAAUAAGGUUCCUAAACCAAUUGAGCAUCCUUAUUUGCACACCACAAGAUGCCAUGUCAUUGGUGACCCCAGAAUAUUUAACUGAGAUUUUCGAGAAAGGUACCAUUUUGAACACAGUGGGAAACAGGAUCUUCUACUCAGCACUUCCUCUUUUGCUUUGGAUCUUUGGGCCACUGCUGGUUUUCUUGUGCUCUAUUGCCAUGUUGCCGGUGUUUUACAACCUUGACUUUGUUUGUGGGAGGGUGAAAGCAAAAAUGGUGCUGAAUGAUAGAAGUGACUUUGCUUGAUGAUAUAUUAUUAUGGAUUAAUUGUAUUUUUUUUCACUCAAUUUUUAUAUUUUGGUAAAUUUUGUUAUCUAACUUUUAAAAUUAUACAUUUUGUUACAUAAUUUUUAAAAUUUUGUAUAUUUUAUCAUUCUAUUAGUUGAUUAUUUGAUGUCAUUUGUUAACUAUUGAUAUGAUAUAUUGAUUAUUGAUGUGACAUGUUAAUUGUUGACAUAUUACAUUAUGUUAUAUCAUUAUUGAUAUACAUUAAUAAUCCACAGUAGUGGUUGACAUGUCAUGCUAAUAAUUAGUAAAUUAUAUCAAUAAUUAACAUAUCUUAUCAAUAAUCAAUUAAUAAGAUGAUAAAAUGUACAUAAUAUUGAAAGUUAGCAACAAAAUAUGUAAUUUUAAAAAUUAGAUAGCAAAACAUGCAAAAAAAAUAUAUAAAAAAUAAGUGAAAAAAAAAUACAAUUAAACCUAUUAUCAUUUAGCUAGGACUAAGAACAUGGAAUGGAUAAGAUUAUUGGGUAUAUAUGUGUCAUGAUGCGUAUCUGUCGUUUAUCUUUUACAACUUUAGGUUGUAAAGGUAAAUAGUAUUUCAGUCGGACAAAGCAUAAGCUCAUGUAGAAGCGCUUAACCGAAAUAAUUCAAAUGACUUUUGAUAAAUGGCUUUGAUUAUGAUUA
Messenger RNA from Cajanus cajan (pigeon pea), 1449 nucleotides. RefSeq lists its product as uncharacterized. The record is from RefSeq and is a predicted model, not a curated record. NCBI's taxonomy places the organism in Eukaryota, Viridiplantae, Streptophyta, Magnoliopsida, Fabales, Fabaceae.